This is a messenger RNA of Monopterus albus (swamp eel), 5883 nucleotides long. Its product is annotated as otogelin-like. Gene Ontology annotation, cellular component: extracellular matrix. NCBI's taxonomy places the organism in Eukaryota, Metazoa, Chordata, Actinopteri, Synbranchiformes, Synbranchidae. Gene Ontology annotation, biological process: L-arabinose metabolic process. The record is from RefSeq and is a predicted model, not a curated record. Gene Ontology annotation, molecular function: alpha-L-arabinofuranosidase activity.
AUGAACGUGGACGUGACCUGGUUCUACAUGAACUGCCUGGCAGACACGUGCGCGUGCAGCCGUGGAGGUGACUGUGAGUGCUUCUGCACCAGUGUGGCGGCGUACGCCCAACGCUGCUGCCACCAGGGUGUUCCUGUCGACUGGCGCUCCCCCUCUCUAUGCCCAUAUGAUUGUGAAUUCUACAAUAAAGCGCUGGGUAAAGGCCCCUUCAGGCUCAUCACCUUCAGGGAUCGGACGGCGUUGGUGGCAGCUGGCAGAUCCAGUGGCUCUGUGUUCCUGCAGCGGGACGACCUCACCACCAGCACCGCUGCCACCGCCGGCAUCCUGACAGAGUUCAUGAUGACGCCGGGCCUCAGCAGAGGCCGACCACAUGACACAUCACGUGUUUCCUUUGAGGCUGCUGAUAGACCAAACUACUUCCUGUACGUGAGCCCUAGCGGCCAGGUGAGGCUGGCCAAAUGGGAGCAGAGCAAGGCAUUCUGGGACCGAGCCACCUUUGUCCUCCGCAGGAACACCUGGAUCCCUGGCUACGACUCGCUGGAGUCCCACGCAAAGCCUAGCUUCUUCCUGCACGCCACACCGCCUCGCCUCCACCUUCUUAAAUACAGACACACUGACAGCUUUCGCAAGGCUACGCUGUUCAGACUGACAGGCCACAGCCCAGAAGCUGUGCCGGGUCCUCGGUGCCAGUGGAGGUACGAUGCCUGCAUCAGCCCCUGCUUCAAGACCUGCAGCGACCCGUCGGCCGAAGCCUGUGUCACCAUCCCACAGGUGGAGGGCUGCCUUCCUGUCUGCCCCCUACACAUGGUCCUGGAUGAAGUCACCCUCCACUGUGUCUAUGUUGAAGACUGUAUUAAGGCCCCAGUUUCUGUGCAGCCUGUAACACCGUCCACUAUUCAGCUGACAUCUACAGCUGCCACUUCUGCAUCUACCACCCACCUCAAGACCACAAUCACAACUAAACCGCCCUCGCCUCCAGAUUCUGGUAUUACCACUAACAUCACCGCCACUAUUCAUGCUGUGAUCACACAGACCAGCUCCUCUGAGGCACCCCCCGGCUCUGACGAGCCAACCAGACCAGUUACCAUGUCUCCUUCUGCAGCUCCUAAACUUUCCACAACUGCAGGACUCCCACCUUCUCCAACACCGCCCCCUGCUGUCCAGCCAGAGGUGGUGGAGCCAGUGACAGUGACUGAAAUCCCGCCUACCACGGUAACAGGUACAGCAGUGCAGACGACCGUGACUCUGAGCUCUGCUGUCAGCCCCGUCAGCCCCAGCACGUCUAGCACCACCAGUGGUCCUUCUGCCAUCACGACUCUGCUCUGGACCACCUCCUCCUCCGAGCUCACAGCCACCCUGAAGCCAACUUCAACCCCAGCACAGACCACCAGAUCUGUCGAGGACUCAGCUGCCAUCAGUACCCCUCCUCCUCCGAUUGUAGCAGCUUCCAGUCCUACUCUGGUCUCAGAGUCGUCUGUAGUUACAGACAGGACUACUAUUCCCAGUACAGCUGCACACAUAGACACCAGCACAAAGGCCGUAACAGUGGAGAGACUUCCCCCAACAACAGCUACACCCAGCCCUCCUGGUUUAAUGAGCACGGCACUCACAACCUCUCCACCUUUCCCCACCCUGCCUAUUGAAACAGAAACAGCGGCUUUGCCCACACUCACUUCAGAAAAGACCACAGAGUCCGUGACACCAGUUGCACCUUUCACCACCACUAAAACACCAUACAUAAGCACAGAGACAACAUCUCCACCAGUUACCACAGAGAAGAUUCACUAUGCCACUCCUUAUGAACUGACAGCCUUCACUACGAUCGUUCCUGAGUUACCAACAUCAACCCCAGACCAUGUUGAACCAACUACAGCUCGACCAUCUGUUGCUGCCUCAGCUGCUACGGACUGGAGAACACCAACAAAGACCGUGACCGCACAUGAAUCUGUGUCUAAAAUACUUGUUGCUACCACAACAACAGCUGUACCUCAGAAGAUUACAGACACCACAACUUCUCCUGUGCCCACCUCCACAGCCUAUACUGAGAGAACCUCCUGGUCUGCUUCCGUCCCAAUAACAGAGAAAACAACUCUGAGUUCUCCAGACGUUCCAGAAGUGUCCACAGGUCCUACUGUCACAGCAAAACUGACUGUACUGCCAGAGUUUCCUACACAAACCAUGGCUGUACCACUGUCACCAACUACCAAGACUUCCACCCAUCCUGCCUCUACCAUGCAGACCUCCGAGCCUUGGCAUCCUCCCCAUCGAGAGACCUCCACCACCCCUGUCUCCAGCCCUGCAGGGAAGCCUGCACCAGAGGUCACUUCUGAAACUGUCGUCCAUGUGGUCACAUCCAUUGAAACUACAGAAGUUCCUCGUCUUCCAGUAAGAACAACAAAGCUUGUUGUCACCUCUGUGACAUCAGCUGCUACAGCCACCACUGCCCAAACUACAAGGCUUCCUGAAAUCUCGCCUGCAGAAAAUGGAGCCACCACUCCAAGGAAGCUGGACACACUGCCACCCACACCUGGUGCUCCUGAGACACCUCUCACCAUGGCCCAUACAACAGCUCCACCAGGUGUUACCACAACGCUCAGACCUGUCAUCAUGCAGCUGAUUACACAGACAACACAUCCGGCAACAGGCAGAGUGGUGGUGUCAACAAGAGCUACGUCCAAAAACGCUCUAUCUACUCUGCACACAACCACUUCUCCAGCUCCUAGACCAACAACUUUCCCAGACAAGGCCACCACUAGGCUGGUAUCCACUGCAAGAGCUACACCUGCAACAACUAGUACAACCAUCACACGAACCACGACCCUCAGGGUGACACCCAGGAUUCCUGUGACGACAAGAGUUACCCCGAGGAUCACAACUGAGAGGUCAACCCUCAGACCAGUCACUGCAAGGGUUACCGUAGCAACAAGGCCUCCAGCUAUGACCACCAGAUCAACCACUCUCGGCCCUCCAACUCUCACAUCAAGCCCUGGCACAGCAACCAUGUCAGUGCCAUCUACAACCAUCGCAACAUCUGCCCAGUGGGUCACUACAGCGAGCACGGCCAAACGUGCCGACACAGCAGUUCCCAGCCUAACCACCGUGACCACACCAGUUCCAGUUCCUACUCUAACAACAGUCACAGCAUCCACUGCUGCACCCACAACAACCACCGGAGAGUUAGCCACAUCUGAAAAACCUCUGACAUCCAAAGAGAAUGAUGUGUUACCAUCUACGUCCCAACCAGUGACACGUCCACCUGAUAUGGUGGUGUCCACCCAAGAGCUCAGUCUUCCCACUCCCACUACGUCUUCGCUCCCUGGAACCACUGUGGUCCAAACUACUGCAGCAGACAGAGUGGGUCGCACCAGUCCAGGUAUGACACCUUCUGCACCAGAGUAUCCCUUCACACCAGUGGGAACGACCAGUCACCCUGCAGAGGGGGCAUCGUCCAUGGCUGUACCGCCUGCAAGGAUGUGCACGCCUCCGUAUGCAGAGAUUGUCGAUGAAUGCACAAAGUACAUUUGUGUCAACAACCAGCUCGUCCUCUUCAACAAAUCACAGAGCUGCCCCUUCGCCUCUGUGCCUCCGCACUGUGGCCUGCUUGGCUUCGCCAUCCUGCUCAGUGGAGACAAGUGCUGCCCUCAGUGGGACUGCCCAUGUCGCUGCUCAGUGUUUCCAGACUUGAAUGUAAUCACGUUUGAUGGGAACAGCGUUGCCAUCUACAAGGCUGCCUCAUACAUAGUGACCAAACUACCCAAUGAGACCAUCAGUGUCCUAGUCCAGGAGUGUCCUGCCGACUCGGAGUCACCUCUCCUCUGGAAUUUCACCAACCUGUGUCUGGUGUUGCUCAACAUUACACACAAUUCCAACCACAUCGUCAUCAACAGGCUGCAGAGGAAGCUCUACAUCAAUUCGCGGUAUGCCAGACCUCGGUUCAGGAGGUAUGGCUUUGAAGUUUACGAUACAGGCAACAUGUACCUGGUUCGUAGCCCGGCUGGUCUGAAGCUGCAGUGGUACCACAGCACUGGCAUGAUGGUGAUCGACACCGACAGCUCUGGCAACAAGCCUCCCACUAUGGGCCUCUGUGGCUUCUGCGAUGGAGACCAAGCCAAUGACCUGACUCUGGCCAACGGCACCACACUGGGUGUAAGUGAGGAUCCAGCUCUGUUCAUUGACAGCUGGCAGGUUCCCAACACCACCGGCUACGUCAGCCACAACCGCCUCAACUGCUCCACCAGUGACUGCUCAAGCUGCCUGCUCAUGCUGCAGAACCAAGUCUUCUCCCCCUGCCACGAUUUCGUCCCACCCCGCACAUUCUGUGAAGUGUGGGUACAAGAUGCGGAGUACGUCAAUAACCAGUGUGUGGCCCUGGCUGCCUACGUGGCUUCAUGCCACAAAUUCAAUAUCUGCAUUGAGUGGAGGAGUCCAGCUUACUGCCCCUUCGUGUGUCCCGGCAGUCUGCGGUAUCAGGCCUGUCUGCCGGCCUGCACGUCUCAGUCCUGCCCCAACCAGGACUUUGACUCAGAUCCAGACCAGUGUUCAAGCCUGACUGAGGGCUGUGUGUGUCCUGAGGGAACACUCCUCCACCGGUUGUACUCGUCCCUCUGUAUCUCCCCUGAGAAGUGUGCCUGCACUGACAGCUCCGGUGUUCCUCGUGCACAUGGUGAAGUGUGGAAAGCCUCGAGGGACGCCUGCUGCAUGUACCGCUGCAACAACGACACCAUCGCCCCCGUGGAGUACAACUGCUCCAACAUGCCAGUGCCUGUGUGCCGUCGAGCGGCGGAAGUGAUGAUCAGCCUGGUCGACGACGCUAGCUGCUGCCCACAGAAAGUCUGCGUGUGUAACCAGAGCCUGUGUGACCUGCUCCCUCCUGAAUGUAAAUAUGGGGAGAAGCCGGUGUCGUACUACAGACACGACUCCUGCUGUCCACACUACGUGUGUGAGUGUGAUCCCGAGUUCUGUGAGUCAGACGUUCCCACCUGCAGAGAGGACCAGACUCUGAUCGCCACCAGAGCCGAUGGCAGCUGCUGCCUGGCCCACAUCUGCACGUGCUCUUCCUGUCCGGAGACGCCGCCUCUGUGCCAGGAUGGCGAGGUGCUGACAGUCGACAGCAACACCACCGACCGCUGCUGUCCCGCCUACCACUGUGUGUGUGAGCCCUACAGGUGUCCUCGGGUCAGCUGUCCUGUUGGGAUGUCGGUGGUGUCGGUGUCCAGUCCUGGUCAUUGCUGUCCCAACCAAACCUGUGAGUGUUCCUGUGAGAAGAUUGCUUCCCCAAAAUGUGGCCUGGGAGAGGCUGCGCAGCUGGACCGGGCCUUCCUGUCUGACCCACAGAACCAGUGUGCCUGCAAAAGAUACAAGUGUGUGCGUGAGGCGGUGUGUGUGUUUGGCGAGCAGGGGGUGCUGCGGCCGGGUCAGACCCUGGUGGAGCAUGGAGAUGAUGGCUUCCUCGACCCUGCGAGCGGCUUCCACCUGUUCCGCACCAUUAGCAUCAACUGCUCCGCCCACUGCCAGCCAAACCAGGUUUACGUCCCUCCCAAGGACCAGUCGACCUGUUGCGGUGUUUGUAAGAAUAUUUCCUGCCUUUAUGAACAUGAGAAUGGGACAACAGCUCUGUAUAAGCCAGGGAGGUCCUGGGUGUCAGACUGCAUGAAGUUUGACUGCACAGACACUCUGUCCGGACCCACACUCGUCUCCUACUCCUUCAGCUGCCCCCCCUUCAACGAGACAGAGUGUAUAAAGAUUGGAGGAACUGUCGUAACUUACAUGGACGGAUGCUGCAAAACCUGCAAAGAAGAUGGAAAGUCGUGUCAGAAGGUGACAGUGAGGAUGACCAUCAGGAAGAGCGACUGCCGCAGCAACAGGCCGGUACGUGUUUUCUAG